Messenger RNA from Trichomonas vaginalis G3, 753 nucleotides. RefSeq names its product fasting-inducible integral membrane protein TM6p1-related family. Lineage: Eukaryota; Parabasalia; Trichomonadida; Trichomonadidae. The record is from RefSeq and is a predicted model, not a curated record. The coding region runs from base 1 to 753 and encodes 250 amino acids. The transcript has a single exon.
AUGGACACUUCUAAUCUAAUAGAUACAUAUCAGACAGAAAUGAAACAUGAAGAAGAUACAGAAGAAUUAUGCGCACCUGAUGUCAGUCGAGAAUCACAAAUUUUUGACAAUAAAAUUAAAAUCAAAAUCAGAUUAGACUUGAUAAGUGUACCAAUAUUCGCGUUUCCACUUUGUGUUGGAAUUGUAUGUCUCGGUUUAUUCAUUAUGGAAGGCAGACUCUCAGGAUAUCUUCCGACUAUUUCAGAAUCUGGAACAGAGUACCAAAACAAAGCUCUUUUUGCAUCAAUGAUAGCAUGCGGCUCAGUUACUACAUUCUUUAUCAUAUUCAUGUACUAUAAUUAUGUGAAACUUAAUUACAACCUUUCCAGACUCCUUAAUAUCGUUUUUAUUCUAGUUAUAAUGAUAUCAUGCAUUGGAGUUGGCGGAUUUGGAUUUUGCCCAAUUAAUGAAGUUUACAAAUAUCAUUUUCUUUUCGCAUUCUCUGGCUUCACAGGUAUACUUGUGUUCGAAACACUAUGCUAUGUUGUUUGUAGAAAAGAUACAAAUCUCGCAAUGGUUAGGUUAUUUUUGAUAUCAUUUGCGACAAUUGGAUAUCUGAUCUUUGGAUUCACUGAUGCUGUUUUUGAACCAAAUAUGGAUGCAACUGCAUCAGCAAUUGGCGAGUGGAUACUACUUUUCUGCUUACAAUUUGUGUUUGUUACGUAUGGACAAGAAAUGAAGCAUCUGAAAAUACAUAUCAAUUUGUCUGUUUAA